AUGAUCAACAUUGAUUUUGAUUCACUUGAACAACCAACUUUAUUUGACAGUUUAGCAAGUGAUGUUAAAUAUUUAGAUAAACCACAUUUUGAUUUACCACCAAAUUCUAAUCCAGGUGACUUUUUAAGAGAAACAUUUGCACAUCCAAAUGCACCAAAACCAUUAGAAUUUGCACAUGGUACUACUACAUUAGCAUUUGUAUAUAGUGGUGGUAUUGUUGUUGCAGUCGAUUCAAAAUCUACACAAGGUCCAUACGUUGCAAGUAGAUCAGUUAAAAAAGUUAUUGAAAUCACACCAACUUUAUUAGGUACCAUGGCUGGUGGUGCCGCAGAUUGUUCAUUCUGGGAACGUGAAUUAGGUAGAAGAUGUAGAUUAUAUGAAUUAAGAAAUAAAGAAUUAAUUUCUGUAGCUGCUGCUUCAAAAAUUUUAGCAAAUAUUGUAUAUUCAUAUAAAGGUUAUGGUUUAUCAAUGGGUACUAUGAUUACUGGUUGGGAUAAAACUGGACCACAAUUAUAUUAUGUAGAUAAUGAUGGUACUAGAUUACAUGGUCAAAGAUUUUCAUGUGGUUCAGGUUCAACUUAUGCCUAUGGUGUUUUAGAUUCUGGUUUCAAAUGGGAAAUGAACGACGAAGAAGCUUAUGAACUUGGUCGUAGAGCUGUUUAUCAUGCCACACACAGAGAUUCUUAUUCUGGUGGUGCCAUUAAUGUUUACCAUGUUCAAAGAAAUGGUUGGAAGAAAAUUUCAUCCGAUGAUUGUUUCGAAUUAUACAAAAAAUAUUAUAAUAUUGCUCCAAUCAACAAACCAACAAAUUAAAUUAAUAAAUUUUUUUGUAAUUAUCACAACAUAACAAAUCAUCAGUAAAAAAAACAAUUUUCCAAAAAACUCUCAUAUUGUAAAAAAAAAUAAAAAAAAUAAAUAAUUUAAUUAUUAUAUAUACAUAAUGUAUAGAGUAUAUUAAAUAU
This is a messenger RNA of Dictyostelium purpureum, 962 nucleotides long. RefSeq names its product proteasome subunit beta type 5. Gene Ontology annotation, cellular component: proteasome core complex. The coding region runs from base 1 to 813 and encodes 270 amino acids. The transcript is spliced from 3 exons. The record is from RefSeq and is a predicted model, not a curated record. Gene Ontology annotation, molecular function: threonine-type endopeptidase activity. NCBI's taxonomy places the organism in Eukaryota, Evosea, Eumycetozoa, Dictyosteliales, Dictyosteliaceae.